Molecule: messenger RNA, 760 nt
Organism: Aegilops tauschii subsp. strangulata
Lineage: Eukaryota; Viridiplantae; Streptophyta; Magnoliopsida; Poales; Poaceae
Source: RefSeq, a predicted model, not a curated record
UGCUCCAUCAGUCCUUCCACCUCCACUCCUCCUCCCACUUCCAUCAAAGUGAGCUAGCUAGCAACCCUGUCCGAGCCACCCGGCCGAGCGUGUUCAGGAGGCGAUGGCGGGGAGGCAGCCGGACCAUGAAGACCAACAGCGGUUGGCGGGCAACAAGCGGGGCGCCCUAAUAGUAGCGAUGAGGGAGACGGCAGCGAUGAGUCCCAUGGAUGGCCUAGCAUAUCUUGAUGGCCUACUCAACGCCUUGGCCACCGCCGACGAAGGCAAGGCCGAGGCCACUCUGGGCUACAAGGAGGCAUUUGAGGUGCAGAAGAGGCUACUGGAGUGUCAGGACGAGGCGAGGGCCCUGCAGGAGAAGGCGGAGGACUGCCUGGUUAGGAUGAAGCUCGCAGCCAAGACGGCGGAGGAGGCAUGGAACGAGGGGAAACAUCUGGAAGGCUUCGAGGCCGCCUACCUCGCCAUGAAGGUGGCACGGGAGAAGGAGGGGCUUCUGAAAGAGCGUGAGAUCCUCACCAAGAAGCUUGAGCUUGCCCGGUUGGACAGAGAGUUGGUUCUCGGCAUGAAUGUGCGGUAACUCUGCUGUUGGCCUGUGUGCCUGGGUAAUUUGUGCGCCAUAUGUCUAUUGAUAGGCUUUUCUGGUUGAUGAUAAUGCCUCGGACUUGCUCUUUCUAUUUCCCUUUUCAUGUAUCUCUUGCUGUCUGAAUAUUGUAUUUUCGUAAUCCAACUAAUGAAAAGAGGGAAGCCCGGUGCCAAAGAAAAA